This is a messenger RNA of Colletotrichum spaethianum, 759 nucleotides long. RefSeq names its product hydrolase tropI. NCBI's taxonomy places the organism in Eukaryota, Fungi, Ascomycota, Sordariomycetes, Glomerellales, Glomerellaceae. Gene Ontology annotation, molecular function: hydrolase activity. The record is from RefSeq and is a predicted model, not a curated record. The coding region runs from base 1 to 759 and encodes 252 amino acids. The transcript has 2 exons.
AUGGCCUCCAACCCUCCCGGAAAGUGCUGCACCGUCGGCGUCAAGCACGAGGGCACCCCUCAGGGCAAGAAGAUCACCGUCGCCGGCAAAUAUGAGGGCUACCUCGCCGAGGCUCCCGCCGACAAGGCCCACAAGAACACCGGCAUCCUCUACGUCGCCGACGUCUUUGGCAUCUGGCCCAACUCCCAGCUCGUUGCUGACCAGUUUGCCGCCAACGGCUACACCACCCUGAUCGUCGACCUCUUCGACGGCGACCAGCUCAGUCUGCCGCCCCCCGCGGGCCUGGACAUCCCCAAGUGGAUCGCCGAGGGCAGCGAUGGCAAGAACCCGCACACCGUGGAGGCCGUCGACCCCAUCAUCGUCGACUCCAUCAAAUACAUGCAGAAUGAGCUCGGCCUGACCAACGUUGGCGCCGUCGGCUACUGUUUCGGUGCCAAGUACGUCGUCCGCCACUUCAAGGACGGCAUUAAGGCCGGCUACCUCGCCCACCCCAGCUUCGUUGAAGAGGAGGAGCUCGCCGCCAUCACCGGCCCCCUCUCCAUCGCCGCCGCCGAGACUGACGGCAUCUUCCCUGCCGAGAAGCGUCACAAGUCCGAGGAGAUCCUGGCCAAGACGGGUCUGCCCUACCAGAUCAACCUCUACUCCGGCGUCGAGCAUGGCUUCGCCGUCCGCUGUGACCUCAGCAAGAAGGUCCAGAAGUAUGCCAAGGAGAACGCCUUCCUCCAGGCCGUCUCCUGGUUUGACGAGCACCUGUUGUGA